AACCUUUCGACAUCUUCGCUAUCUACAGCCAGACAAUGAACAUACGGCAAGUUUGCGUAAGUCGUCAAGCCUGAAAAUCUGCCUUGAUGGAUAUCUUGAGUGAUGACGUCCAUCACCACUUGAUCCGAGAUAAACCCGGGGAGGGAAGGGAAGCUGAUCUCGCGUGCGUCUACAAAUGCGAACGCCACAACCAAUGCGGACCAGGCCAAUCUGCACAUUAUGCUCAACAAUGACUCGGAUUAAAAGGAAUUAGAAAGAGCAACCUUGAAAUCAAGAGAAUUUUGCUGAAGUAGAAACCGGUCGUACAUCCGCACCUGCGAUGACGCUCUUCAGCCCGAAAUGGCAGGUACAACCGCAAUGCAUUUCAUCUAACGUUAUCCCACCUUCGUCAGUAUGAAGAACAAACGCAUCGUUAUCGAGCUCUUAUCCGGUGUUGGUCAUGGUAACAACAAGAUCACAAUCAAGCGUGACAAAGCAAGAGCCAACGUCCACUCCUCAGUCUACCCCUGACAAUCCCGCCACCAAGAAGCGCAAACGACCAGAACGCGUCAGCAACCACUUCACAUCGCAGCAUACAUCGGACCGCCCAACAACAAUUCCCCAACCAGAAGAUCUCCCCUUCCAACUCCAACCAGCAGGCUAUGGACUCAUCCAAGAGCGCAUCCGCGACAGCCUCUACGCCCUCGUCGUCCAAGUAAUCCUCUGGAACCAAACCCACGGCCGUGCAGCCCGGCCCGUCCUCUUUCAAAUCCUGGCCCUCUACCCGACACCUUUCCAUCUCUCGCAGGCAGACCUAGAUCGACUGACUGCGAUCCUGCAACCCCUGGGUCUGCACAAUGUACGCGCCAAACGGUUGAUCGCGUUGGCUGAGGCGUGGCUAGCGGCUCCACCGUGCAAAGAGCGGCGGUACAGAAGACUGCACUACCCCAACCGAGGAUGCGGAUUAGACGUUAAAACCGACGAGAUAUUGGGGCUGGAGGAUGAGAGGGAGGGGUGGGAGAUUGCGCAUCUGCCGGGCAUGGGACCGUAUGCUUUAGAUAGCUUUAGGAUUUUCUACCGGGAUCGCUUGAGAGAGAUCACGGAGGGGGAGUCGGAGUGGAAGAGGGUAGUACCGCUGGAUAAGGACCUGAGGCCUUACUUGAAGUGGAGGUGGGCGCAGGACGGGUGGAAGUGGCACGAAUUCACGGGCACGAGGAGCAGACUCACAUCUGAAGAAAUGGAGAGGGUCAAGGCAAAGGCUCUUGAACGAAGCAUCGAAGACGCAAGACCAAAGGAUGAUCAAGCCGUCAAGCAAGAAGACUCUUUCAAGGAUGAUGCCCUAGACGUGAAGGAAGAAGAUUUGGUGAAUGGCCACACCGAGGAGACGCAAUGAGGUGAUGUGUGCGUGCAAUAAGGACUACACUUCACGGGAAAUAGAUCGGAUUCGGCAGCCUGGAAGCACUCAGACGAUUGACACCGCGUAUGUAGUUGAAACUCGAAUAAGUUUAAUUCGGUUUGCUGAGCAGAAUUAACGAAAGGGCAAAAGCAAUCCAAUGAAAAAAAGCCGAGGACGCCAUAGAC
Didymella exigua CBS 183.55 is the source of this 1560-nucleotide messenger RNA. Its product is annotated as DNA glycosylase. Gene Ontology annotation, molecular function: DNA binding; catalytic activity. Gene Ontology annotation, cellular component: nucleus. The transcript has a single exon. Bases 440 to 1372 code for a protein of 310 amino acids. Gene Ontology annotation, biological process: base-excision repair. The record is from RefSeq and is a predicted model, not a curated record. NCBI's taxonomy places the organism in Eukaryota, Fungi, Ascomycota, Dothideomycetes, Pleosporales, Didymellaceae.